CACGUCAAUCUCCUGAGACGCCCUAUAGGUGGCUAAGUUUGGCGGUAUCUCGUCAAUAUAUUGCCCUUCGAGCAUCACCAAGUUCUAGACACGGCGCACAGUCUCCGAGACCUCGAUCCUACCAGAACUGCUUUCUUUAGACAAGGCCGAGUCGCAUGCCAUAUUGUCCACGUUCGACGGCAGUGUUCCGAACCCUGGAACGAUCGGACUGAGUUAAAAGAGACGGGAACACUAGAUGCUGGCAGGUUGGCACCUGGAAAGUGCCGGAUCGUGAACAUGCGUGCUUCGAACUGCACCACGUUCCCCUGAGACCGCCCCCAGAUAUUCACCUCCUGGGUAGUGCAGUUAAUCUGCUGCUGGAAAACAAUUGAAAUCUGUUUGCUUGAUCAAAUAAGCCCAACAUGGCGGACAAACGCAGAAGGAAGAGCCUCAGCAUCUUCCGCCAGAAAACAGAGCAUGCUCCUCCCAUACAAAUACCUGCGAGUCCUCUGCUAGAGAAGCAGUCUGGAGACCAUCUACCCAGUCCCGUCGGAUCCGAACAUUCGAGUCCAAAGAUCCGUCCGAGGACUUUACAAAGAUCCAGUCGCGGCUCUGUCUUUGGUUCGAUACGGUCACUACAUUCAUUGGUUGAAGACGAGAAGGUUGCUCUCACGAGGUCUGACUCCAAGGCUUCUUCACUCCACGAGGAAGGCGAGACUUUGAGCAUGAAGGGACUUUUCGGUCAGAAAGUUCUUCAGUAUGGCGAAGUGCAAGCAUCUGGGACAAAUGUCUUCCGGAAGAAGACCCAAUUCAUGGUCCUCACAGAGUCGCACCUUAUUCGCUUUCGCAAUCAGGCUAGAGCUGUCGAGAUGUUUCCAAGUAUUCCGAAUGGGCUUGCCAGGGGUCACACGCCACGAACUUCUUCUGUGGGCUCUUAUCAGGAAUACCAGUCGCUAUCACAUUCAGACAUAACCUCAGGUAUUCCUCUCGAUCAGGUUGUUGGGGUCUACAGAGUCGACGAUGGUCGACCCUCCGUUACAGUUGAGGUGGCCUACCUGGACGAACGUGCCAAAAGAUCGGCCAUGAUACAAUUUCAAGUCGGGGACUUCCGCGAAGCCAGAUUAUGGACCACAGCAAUCCGAUCGGCAUCUCGUCAGGCCAAUCCAACAAUUACAAAAGAGGUUCGUGACAGCGCCCUGGAAAAUCUGGCUCGAAUCAUUGACCGGGAACGAGAUUAUGAUCCUGAGCAUUUCCAUGUCUUCAAAGUGGUCCAGCGGUCAGUAAACAGGUCAUUGGGCAGAGCAUCGGUCGAAGACUUGACCAGGACGGGGUCAGCCAUAAGCUAUCUUAUUGUUGGACUCCAUAAGAUUCAUCUGGUGCCCUUUUAUCGCUCGGCGACAAGAUCUUCGAGCACUUCCCUCAGCGACAUGGAUGUCCCAAUCUCUUUUGCGCUCGUAAACUUGACCUUGGUCAAAGUUCAACCUGAAGAAGAUGCCUUUCAUCUACUAUUCAAGCCACCAACAGGGCAGCCAUAUACUGCUCAGCUGGCAUCUAGUGCUGCGAGUGACAUUGCACUCUGGCUGAGAUUUGCCUCCGAAUACAUCCGACCUGAAUGGAUUAGGCAGCCCUUUGUAUUUGAUGUACCGGCUCAUCUCGAAGACGGAAUGAAUCCUCCCAACUUUCCCAAGGAGGACCAUGAUUGCUUUGAUCGUACACUCAUUGCUUAUUGUGCGGGUUACGAUCUGGAUACCUCUCGAAUCUGCUAUUCGAUUGACUAUCAUUGCGAAGACGCACCGUGUUUCUUACUGCUUCCUCCCUCGACCGGCACGACCUAUUCGGCACUCGAAUUGCUUGCGGUCUGUCGAGCACUCCGAUAUAACGAGUCAUUCUCCUCGAUAUCAUUUGCACGUAUCAAUUUGAGUGCCCUACGACAUCUUUAUGAUGCUUUUGGUGCGGAUAUGGACAGCCUGUUCUCCAGGUCUGGAAAUCCAACAAACAUUCCGGGCCAUCAAGACCUACCGCUUCUGUAUCAAGAGAUCAGGGCGCUAGCCUUGAAAAGCCGAAGGUUGAGGCGGCUGGACUUCUCACAUUCGCUCCCACACAAAGCGCUCGCGGGUGACGAGCAACCCCCGGAUUGUGGCAUUAUGGAAGCGCUCGCCCCGUUAUGCAAGAGAUCUUUGACCAAUGUCGAUUGGAUUGUUCUCACUGGAUUGCGACUGUCGGACAAUGAUCUGAACUAUCUGGUCGACGCAGCUUCGGAGAGGAGAUGUCAUUUCCGUGCCCUCGAGAUCGGCGAAUGUGGUCUGUCUGUUCAUGACAUUGAUGUGCUUCUAUCCGCGAUGGUGGCACAAGAGACCACCAUGGAAGUUAUUGACAUUUCUGGCGCCCAAGGCCGCUUCAGUCCCGAAGUCUUCCAGCGCGAAGUGGGUGCAUUUAGCCACAUUCGUCGAUUGAACCUGACCCGGGUACAGAAAACUGCGGGGCCUGAACCUUUGGUGGCUCCUGAGGCCUUGUUCGCUUGGAGACUGGAAGGCCUCUACUUGUCCCAGACAACGCUUAAUGAGCAGACUGUGGACUCGAUUUCGACGUACCUUGCCACUCCAAAAUCUGAAAUACUCCGAGAGCUGCACGUCAAUCAAUGCGGACUAAGGGGAUGCGACCUCGCCACAUUCUUUCAAUCAAUGUCGAUGGGUGACACGCAGCCGCGGAUCAUGCAUGUGAGCGCCAAUGAGAAUCGGCUGAAGACGGGUAAUACUAUUUUGUUCAAGACUAUUGCUCAAAGCUACGGACCGACAUCGCUGAGUAUGCGAAUGAUGGAUUUCGACAAGGAGAGCCAUUUCAGGGAACUUAUUCAGGCAUUGACGGUCAACAGAACGCUGCGCGCUCUGGAUAUUUCACGUGCCUCAUUACCAUACGAUGCUAGUGUGGAGACUUGCGAAGCGUUGAAGGAGAUGUUUGCGACUAAUCAGACUCUGGAAGAGCUCGACAUCAGUGGUGAACAUGCUCAUCUCGACGCCACACGGUUUGGUAUUGGACUCAACAUUGCACUGAGAGGCUUGGCCAGGAAUCGAGCAUUGAAGGUGCUCCGCAUCGAAUAUCAAGGCUUAGGCUUACAAGGUGCAAGCACGUUGGCUGAGGUGCUGCAAAAGAAUGACACGCUGCAAGAGAUCCACUGUGAACACAACGAUAUCAACCUGCAGAGUUUUACUGCUCUUGUCGAUGCAUUGGAGAAGAACCAUACUAUAUUAUACAUGUCGAGCAUGGAUCACGAUCGAGCUAAGGCAAUGGAAAGGGUCCGACGCGAGGUUGAGACCAUGGAUCGGGUAGAAAGUCCUAGGCCAGCCAAACCUGGCACGCUCAAGAAGACAUUCACAGGACUCAGUGGCAAAUCGAACCGAAAUGGCCACAGUCAUCGGCAUAGCAGUUCACAUUCAACAACCGCAUCGUUCACGGAUCAGGAUGUCAAAGCAGCCCUUGCCGCGCUGGAAGACAAGUGGGAUGUUCAGGUUGCCAGACUGCAGAAGUAUUUGUUCCGCAAUUAUUGUCAGUCUCGAGGUAUUCCUUGGGAGGACGAAGCGGUAGGCGAUGAAAAUGGCCGGCGGACCUCAGUCGUGGAGAGUUCCAUGGCCCAACUAUUGCAACAAGUGCAUAUCGAGAAGACGCCGACAGCGGACAAUCCAACGUCUUUGGAUUAUUUCAAUGAGAAGAUGGGCGAGACAGGUCAGCUCAUAUUCCAGCUGCCAGAGGAUUGA
This is a messenger RNA of Exophiala viscosa, 3731 nucleotides long. RefSeq lists its product as uncharacterized. NCBI's taxonomy places the organism in Eukaryota, Fungi, Ascomycota, Eurotiomycetes, Chaetothyriales, Herpotrichiellaceae. The record is from RefSeq and is a predicted model, not a curated record. Bases 402 to 3731 code for a protein of 1109 amino acids. The transcript has a single exon.